Molecule: messenger RNA, 2636 nt
Organism: Pleuronectes platessa (European plaice)
Lineage: Eukaryota; Metazoa; Chordata; Actinopteri; Pleuronectiformes; Pleuronectidae
Product: butyrophilin subfamily 1 member A1
Exons: 6
Coding region: 283-1173 (296 amino acids)
Source: RefSeq, a predicted model, not a curated record
CACUUUCCUUCGCUCCUCCCCCGCCAGGUAUACAUGCUGCGGCUUGAGAGAGGACUCCAUUACAGACUCCAGACAGAACAGGUUCUUAUAGAAGAAGAGAAGCAGGAAGUUUCUUUGAAUUCCUCCUGAUCACGUUUCUCUAGUGAUUUGUCAGAAUCUCCACUAACGGAUCGAGUUUAUUUGGUUCAGGUUAUUUUUUUAAAGUUCCACAGCUCGUAGGGAGCAGCAGUUAGUGUCAGUUAGUGUCAGUUAGUGUCAGUUAGCAUCAUCCAUCUCUUCACUAUGAACCGUCCCUCGUCCAUGUUUACGAUGUUCUGGUUCAUUUCAACUUGUUGGAUUCUCUUUACCUUCACGCGUGCUGCAGCUGGAUCAGUUCUAAGAGACAGACAAGGACCAGAUGUCAACAAACUGUUUGUGACAGAAGGAAAUGAUGUCAUCCUGCCCUGCUCUCCACGACCCAACGUGAACAUUGAAGAAACAGUGUUCGACUGGAAGAGAAAUAACAAGGAGGUGUUCCUGUUCGAUAACAGCAACUACUUCGGAAACGGCCGAGCGGAUCAGGAUCAGGAUUUUAAAGGACGAGUUUCUCAUUUUGCUGAAGAGCUGAAGCACGGAAAGGCCUCCAUACUCCUCAGAGACACCAGGAUUACUGACAGUGGGAACUACACCUGCAUCUUUCCUCAUCUUGAGCCCGAGCAAACUUACAGGAUUGAGCUGGUUGUUGGUGCAGCUACAACUCCAUAUGUAAAGAUACGUAACGUCACAGGAGAUGGGGUGCUGCUGGAGUGUUUGGUUCCAGGUGCUCAUCCAGAGCCUCAGGUCGAGUGGCAGACGAGUGAUGGGAGUGUCGUCCCUGCUGAGGAACCACAGGUCUCUCCAAGAGGACACCGCUUUGAUGUCCUCCUCCUCACCACCGUGAAGAAGACCACUACCAACAUGUACCGCUGUGAGCUCCUUGUGCCAGACAAUCUCUUCGAGGACAAGUCCUCCACUUCUUCCAGCUGGCUCAUAGUUAUAAUAACUAUAAUAGUAACUCUGGUAAUUACACUUCUGGGUGGAUUUCUAGUAAAGAUCAUCAUGAACUGGGGGAGAAAAGCAAAGCAGAAAGGAUCAUCAACAGAAGUUCUCCCACUGAACGGUCAUCGGCUGAGUAACGGAUCCGGAUCUACAUAGACCACACUUCUGCAAUAAUGGUUGAUCCAUGAGUAUUUCCCCCAAAUUUGGAGACUUGAUUGUAUAUGUGUGAAUUAUAUUGUAUUUGAAAAGUUUGUAUUCACAAACCAAAAUUGGCUUGUGUUAUACCUCCUUGAGCUCCUUCCGGACUCAUGACUAGAGAAGUCUCGAUAUGAGAUGUUGGUGCCACGAUUACUGACAGAGGAAAUGUCACCGUUCGUCGAUUCUGACGAUGACCAGCGUCGGUGGUUGAUUACCAGUGGCUGCCCGCAUAUGGUUCUAAACACUACUACUUGUGUACCAUGCUGUGAACGGAUCAGGUCCAGUCUGCCACGAUUACUGACAGAGGAAAUGUCACCGUUCGUCGAUUCUGACGAUGACCAGCAUCGGUGGUUGAUUACCAGUGGCUGCCCGCAUAUGGUUCUAAACACUACUACUUGUGGACCAUGCUGUGAACGGAUCAUGUCCAGUCUACAUCCAGGACCUGGUCAAACGUUACACCCCAGCACGUUCGCUCCGCUGUGCUUCGGCUAAUUGGCUCGUUGCUCCCUCAAUGCGAGGGACAGCUGUCACUCAUCAAAAUUGAUGCUGAUUCAGUCGUGGCUCCUAAAUUGUGGAACCAGCUCCCCAUCGACAUCCGGACAUCUGAAAGUUUACACAUCUUCCGCCGAAAACUAAAAACGCACCUCUUCCGACUUUACCUUGAAUAAAAAAAAAAAAAAAAAACUCAUGAUUCUUGUCGUUCUGGGUCUGUACCCUCGGGGUUGAAUGCACUUAUUGUAACUCGCUUUGGAUAAAAGCGUCAGCUAAAUGAAAUGAAAUGUUUCAGUGGCUCACGCACAUAUUACGUGACUUUCGAGAGGCAGGACACCGUAGCCUUGAGCCUCAGUGUAGCUUUCCUUUUCUUGGGCCGCGGGGCGAUGUCGGUCGACGGUGCAGAAGGCGGGGACCGGUUGGAGGGGACAGGGUACGGCGGUUACUUAGUUACUUUUAAAAUCAAGUAAUCUGUAAAGUAACUAAGUUACUUUUUCAAAGUAACUGUGGCAACAAUGCUCAUGACACACGGAGCUUCUCCUUCCUCUUCUCCAUCCCUAUCCCCCUUCCCCGAGUCCCUUUGCUUUAUCACCCGCAGAUCCAGGGCCUCUGUGGCCGCACCAUGGAUUGCAGUUUGUGGAUCACGCAUCAGAGGUCGCAAUGGUGGAUCCAGUUUGGCGGAUUCUAUAUCGUGUGGGCUGAUCGUAGUGGUGAUGGCGGAUCCUGUGUCGCGUUGGCAUCAGAUACGGGCGGUGGACCAGGACCGCGGCGGCGGCUCAUGAUGGAUCCUAAUAAGCGGCAUGUACAAUGACUGUGGACUAAAGUGGAUCUGAUCUGGAUGGUGGAUCUGCUGAUCUGCUGGUUGCUGAACAUAAGACUAUAAUUGCAGCUGGACUGCUUGACAUAUCGUGUUGAAGUUAUCCUUCAAG